Messenger RNA from Saprolegnia parasitica CBS 223.65, 240 nucleotides. RefSeq lists its product as hypothetical. Gene Ontology annotation, biological process: NAD+ biosynthetic process. The record is from RefSeq and is a predicted model, not a curated record. Gene Ontology annotation, molecular function: NAD+ synthase (glutamine-hydrolyzing) activity; glutaminase activity. Gene Ontology annotation, cellular component: cytoplasm. The annotation marks the transcript as partial. The transcript has a single exon. NCBI's taxonomy places the organism in Eukaryota, Oomycota, Saprolegniomycetes, Saprolegniales, Saprolegniaceae.
AUGAACAUGAACGCGCCGCUCCUGACCGUGGCCACGUGCAACCUCAACCAGUGGGCGCUGGACUUUGACGGCAACCUCGAGCGCAUCAUGAGCUCGAUCCGCAUUGCCAAGGCGCGCGGGGCCACGUACCGCCUCGGGCCGGAGCUCGAGAUCUGCGGUUACGGCUGUGAAGAUCACUUCCUCGAGGCCGACACGUUCUUCCAUUGCUGGGAAAGCAUGGCGACGCUGCUCUCGUCGGAC